Messenger RNA from Morus notabilis, 1600 nucleotides. Its product is annotated as caffeoylshikimate esterase. The transcript is spliced from 9 exons. The record is from RefSeq and is a predicted model, not a curated record. Bases 128 to 1288 code for a protein of 386 amino acids. Gene Ontology annotation, molecular function: lipase activity. Lineage: Eukaryota; Viridiplantae; Streptophyta; Magnoliopsida; Rosales; Moraceae. Gene Ontology annotation, cellular component: membrane.
GCAAACUGGACCUCUUGUUGUCUGCGUCUCUUCGUUCUUCGCCUUCUGAAUUCCUUCCAAAUAACGAAAUCACCCCCAAAAAAAUUAGUAAAAUAAAAUAAAAUAAAUAAUAGGAGAAAAAACCCACAUGGCGUUGAAGUCCGCGAAGCUUUCCAGGUGCGACCCUUUGAACGAAUUGAGGGCCAAACUGAAUAGUUUCAGUUUCCAAAGGAAGACGAAGAAGAAGAAUAAGAGAUUGGAAAUCAUGGCACAGUCAUUGAAGUUGCAAGGCGUCGGCGAUGAAAUGCAGAAGCUUUUGGAUGCCAACAUGGACGAAGCUCCUGCUAGAAGGCGUGCUCGUGAGGCUUUCAAGGAUAUUCAGCUUGGGAUUGAUCAUAUCCUGUUCAAGACACCGACAGAUGGAUUGACAAUGAAGGAGUCGUAUGAGGUGAACUCUAGGGGAUUGAAGAUUUUCUCUAAGAGUUGGCUUCCGGAGACGUCUAGCCCCAAGGCAAUAGUGUGUUUUUGUCAUGGUUAUGGUGACACAUGCACGUUUUUCUUCGAAGGAAUUGCAAGGAAGUUGGCAUCAUAUGGAUUUGGAGUUUUUGCAAUGGAUUAUCCAGGAUUUGGUCUCUCUGAAGGUCUUCAUUGCUUUAUCCCAAGCUUUGAUCAGCUUGUGGACGAUGUCAUUGAGCAUUACUCGAAAGUCAAAGAGAACCCAGAGUUCCAUUCUCUUCCAAGCUUCCUCUUUGGACAGUCUAUGGGCGGAGCUGUGACUCUGAAGAUGCACCUAAAGCAACCAAAUGCAUGGACUGGUGCAGUUCUUGUUGCACCGAUGUGUAAAAUUGCAGAUGACAUGGUUCCACCAUUGCUGUUAAAGCAGAUCCUGAUUGGUCUUGCUAAAAUUUUUCCAAAGAUGAAAUUAGUGCCACAAAAGGAUUUGGCUGAGGCUGCAUUUAGAGACUUGAAGAAGAGAGAAAUGACAGCCUACAAUGUCAUUGCUUACAAGGAUAAACCACGGUUACGGACUGCACUAGAAAUGCUGAAAACCACACAAGAGAUAGAACGUUGGUUGGAACAAGUUUCCCUGCCGUUAUUAAUCUUGCAUGGUGAGGCAGACAUUGUAACUGACGCGUCUGUGAGCAAGGCCUUGUAUGACAAGGCUAGCAGUUUAGACAAGAAGCUUAACCUUUACAAGGAUGCUUAUCAUUCGCUUCUUGAGGGUGAGCCUGAUGAAAUGAUAAUUCGAGUUUUCAACGACAUUGUUUCGUGGCUUGAUGAGCAUAGCGCAAAAAGUGUGGGCAGCUGACUUCUUUCUCGAUCUUUUUGCAUGCAUGGAUGUGUACAGAAAAGCACAUUCGCUUCAAAGUUUGCAAUUGCAUAUACAAAUCAUCAAGUGUGUGACAUUUGCGAGCCAUAUUUUUUGUAUUGUUUUCUAAUUUAUAAUCAUUUUUCCGAAAAAUAAUUGCUGAAGCUUUUUGAUAACUUGAACUUCAGCUUUGAUAUUGGAAUAGUCAACUGAUUAAUAAGGUAUUUGGGAAGAGUUUAGCUUCUUCGUCUUCCUUGCAUUGCUUGUACAAACUCAGUUAUCUUAAUGAUGGUUCAGGCUUGAAUCAAGACA